This is a messenger RNA of Zea mays, 1230 nucleotides long. RefSeq names its product gibberellin-regulated protein 6-like. Lineage: Eukaryota; Viridiplantae; Streptophyta; Magnoliopsida; Poales; Poaceae. Bases 603 to 1040 code for a protein of 145 amino acids. The record is from RefSeq and is a predicted model, not a curated record. The transcript is spliced from 4 exons.
AUAAAGUCGAAGCAGCGGGCUGAUGAAGUCGAAUUAGCAGGGUCGACGACAAGAUCGCGAGCAGUCGUGUGAGAACGCUUCUCAAAAACCUUAUUCGCCAUCUCCCGGUGCAGGAUCUCGAAAGCGAAGGGUUCCGAAGACUAACAGUCAAACAACCAAAAAAUAAAACGGCAAAAUGAAGUCGUUUCACGCGUAUGUCGUACGCCCGCGCCUUCGCCCCGGCGAGGUGAGGCGAGUCCACACUCUUUUCUCUCAUCUAUGACUUAGUGAGUGAGUAUAUCCUCCAUAUUUAAACUAGUUCCACUCUAAUUAAACUAGCAAUAUAAUACUAAAUGUUCUACCAUUCCCUAGUCAUACUCAUAUAUAGACUUUUAAUAUCUUUCUAUAAUUUAAUUGAAUUUCUCGAUUAAGCCUAGCCCAGGAAUCCAACGGUUCCCUCGGUCACAAGCCAAACAGUGCAACAGUGGUUGCUGUGCAAUCAGCUAGUAGCUAGGUAGUCGAGGUUCUCCUUGCCUCUCCUUGGCUCCUUCCAUCAUUCCAUCGUCUUUGCUCGAGGAGUCGAGGUUCAGGUUCCACGGUGCGGCGAGAGCUAGCUCGCAGCCAUGGAGAGCAAGAGCCCAUGGUCGCUGCGGCUGCUAAUUUGCUGCGCGGCAAUGGUGGCCAUCGCGCUUCUCCCCCAACAAGGAGGCCAGGCCGCUUGUUUCGUGCCGACGCCGGGUCCAGCUCCGGCACCGCCCGGCUCCUCCGCGACGAACACGAACGCCUCCUCCGCUGCUCCUCGGCCAGCCAAGCCCAGCGCAUUCCCGCCCCCAAUGUACGGUGGUGUCACCCCCGGCACCGGCAGCCUCCAGCCCCACGAGUGCGGCGGCCGGUGCGCGGAGCGGUGCUCGGCGACGGCGUACCAGAAGCCGUGCCUCUUCUUCUGCCGCAAGUGCUGCGCGGCGUGCCUGUGCGUGCCGCCGGGCACCUACGGCAACAAGAACACCUGCCCCUGCUACAACAACUGGAAGACCAAGCGGGGAGGCCCCAAGUGCCCCUAGUAGCCCUCCCUCUCGGUCUACUUGAUGAGAUCUUCUGUUCAAAAAAUCAAAAGGAAUAAGAAUCUGUUUAACUAUCUUUAGAUUUCACAAAUAAAACAGGUUUCAAUUUAUCUUUGUAGUGAAACGCUUGCAGCUCAUGUGUGAAUCUCAUCCAAUAUUAGUGUCAGAUCCCUAGCUAGCUGAUUGAUUA